UGUGUUCGACCUUUAGACGCUUCUGCGGUAACUUUGAGAUGGGAGCCGCUUCGAGUUUAGUCUCCACAUUUCUCUGCGGUGCUCACUGGGCCGUGCGGUGGAGAAAGUCUUCCUGGGGGCCCUAAUAAGGCAACACAUCUGUGCCAAGCCUUCAUGCUGCAUGUGCUAUUCAUUUUGCUGAGCUAGAGCUUUUUAAUGGUUGAAGUAUAGCAUGGCCGGCUUGUACCUGGAGAGAUCAGCAACCAGUCCAGUCUCGCCACAAAUGUUUUGGAUUUGGGAAAAAAAGAGUCUGUUUUAAUUAUUCACUACGAAAAAAGGGGGAUACAGCAGUUAGUGUGUAGAAAUGCAGCACGAAGCAGUGGGUGCUGGACACAAAACAAAUGAUUUCAUUUUUUAAAGAUCUCGUGCGGAAGCGGCUCAUCUUAAAUCACAGCAGCUGGCCUCGUGCGCUCAUUCUUCUUGGUCCUCUUCCUCUUCUUCAAAGAAACCCACUAACGACAUUUGACGUCCUUCCAAAGACUCCCCCGUACGUGCCAAGUGCACAAAAGCUCUUAUUCGGAUAGAUGUGAUUGUGAUACGGCAGCAAUAGCGUCUCCCUUUUCCUUCCUGUCAUGGACACAUUGCUGCACUAUCACGGCUAUCAGUGUCAGUCCAAGUGGCGAGUGGCUAUUCUGGACCCUUAAUGCGUGUGGACCGAGUCUUGUUCUCCUUUGUCUCUCGUGAAAAAUAAAUGCUUCCGCUGGAUGUAAUAAAACGCGGCAUUAUUGUUCAUAACUGCACUCGGGACGAACAUGAUACGACUCAAACGGCCUCUUCGGCCACGAUUAUAUGGGCCGGAUCAAAGCCAGUGGUCAGAGUAAACUGUUUUGAGGAUAUAAUAGCCGGGCAGCUGUGAAAAUGAAGAUUUAAUAGCUACAAUUAAUAACUGUAACACAGAGAUAUCGAUAGGCCCCCGUGCCAGGACAACACCAUGAAGUGUGCGGGCCAAAACAAUAUAAUACCGGGCACACAUAAUUAAUUGAUGUAUUUAGUUUCCUCACGGGCUCAUGUGUCCCAUAAGAGAGCAGGCCGCUGCGGGGGAAAGCAUACAUGCUUUGGACUAAUGCUAUUAGUUCGGCUGUAUUAAGUAGUUUCGUGUUUUCUGGAUUAUUUUAUGUCUUUUUUUUUGUGUGUGUGUGUGUGGAUUUAAUAAGCGAGCGCAAAAGCUCGGCGCGCGGCCUUCCUCCUUAAAACUCCCGCACCGCAGAACAAGGCCCUUAUUUUAUGUAUUUCUCUAACAUAUCAAAUUUUCUUUUAAAAGAGACUAUUUCACUUUAUUCAUAGACGCAUAAAUAACCUCCGACCAACUUACAGUCAUUUUAGCCGUUUGAAAUAUGCAGGUUUUGAGCAGGAGGGAGUGACAAAUGUCCACCGUCGACGCGCUAAAAAUCUUAAGCCAGUUUACACAAAUGAGCUGUCAAUGACUGCAGCGUUCAGGAACCUAAAUGGGCUCAAUUUAUGAAUUUCUCCCGAAAUUUCCCCUCAUUUUCAGUGCAAUAGGGCUGCACAACAAACCCGGGGGGCUGUGGCGGCCACCACCUGGGCCUGGUAAUGGCAAAGCUGGCCGAGAUUAACUUCAACCUGGAGAGAGCAAUAGAGUGCACAUGGCCAAGGACACUACGAGAUGGAAGGAGAGUUUUAUUGUGGCCCUUAUUGCCCUAAAUUGGACCGACAGGAUGACUUGUAUGUGCAACCUUUAUGUCUGCUUUGUUGUGUAGCGCUCUGCUGUGCGAGUUCUCUCACAACAAAGUCGUGAUCAAUACCUGUUUGCAGCAGUUGGACGAAUUUGAAUUGUUUUAUCCUGAGCACAGUUUGGAUUUUCUGAUGUUACGCAGAGAGACGGACACACUGAGAGCUCCAUGAUGGAUAUCGCUCCGGCUGCUACGUAGUCGCGGAGUGGGAGGGACUACCCGUGUUCCAGCUUUUCCAUUGGUCUUACAGUCCUCGCGGCGGAGAGGGGGGGUGCCUCUAAUCAUAUCCAGCAUGUUUUGCACAAGAAAUGUCAGCCAGAAAGGGCUAUCUUCUCCCCUCGCCAAAAUACACCACAAUAAUGUCAUGUUCGGACACCCCGUCAGGAAAUGCGUUUUUAGUGGAUUCUCUGAUCAGUGGCCGCAGCGAGAGCGGCGGAGGUCACUACACGGGGAGCGCGGUGUGCGUGCCCCAUAGCACCGCCACAGAAGUGCCUUACGGACUACACAACUAUGGAUACUUCCCAGGUAUGGGUAAGCGGAGCGAUGUGGGUCCUCAGAACAUGGUUUCCAGCUCAGGCGCGUACAUGUCCAGCAUGGAGAUGUGGAUGGACGCGCAGAGGUCAUGUCGAAUGGACCAAGAGCACCCAGUGGGCUCCCAGGUCGCGCCCUGCUCGUUCCCGCAGAACAUUAAGGAAGAGAGCACCUACUGCCUGUAUGAGCAGCCCAAGUGCCCCAAAGCCUCCACCGCUGAAGAUCUCACAUAUUCGAGGUUAACGACAACCGGUCUCGGUUCGAGUUCGUGUACAGUCACCGAUGGCGGCGGCGGAGGCGGCGGCGGGGGCUCAGUGCCUGUGCCGGGCUACUUCCGCUUGUCUCAGACGCACGCACAUUCUCAUAAACUUUACAACACCAACGGCCCCCAGCCGAACCCUUCCCAUUCUCAUUUUGGCCUACACCCCACUGCUCCCGCUCGCUUCCACACGCCACCAAUCUCGACUUCUGCUCCAGCCACGGCGGAGGAAGGCAGGAACACCGAGGAGCCCGUGUCCUCGGGAAACGCAGACCUGCAGCCUCACGCUGCACCGGGGAGCGAGGAGGCGCGCGAGUCCUCGGAUGCAGAAGCCUCCUCAGCUGACGAGACAGAAGAACAUGACAAAGAGAGACCAGCAAAAGCCACUAAAGGAGGCGCACAAAGUGAAAACGCGGCCAACUGGCUGACAGCAAAAAGCGGCCGGAAGAAACGCUGUCCUUACACCAAGCACCAGACACUGGAGCUGGAGAAGGAGUUCCUCUUCAACAUGUACCUGACCCGAGAGCGCCGCCUAGAGAUCAGUAAAAGCGUCCACCUGACGGACAGACAGGUUAAGAUCUGGUUCCAGAACCGCAGGAUGAAACUGAAGAAAAUGACGCGGGAAAACCGCAUCCGCGAGCUCACCUCCAACUACGGAUUUUCGUGAUGAACGGAAGGUGAUCACAUUUUAAAACAGAGAUAAAAAAAAAAAAAAAAAAGGUCUGAAUCAAUGACGCCCAAACCUUCCUCACCACUUUGUCCACAUAAUGACUCAUUUUUCACUGUGGGGGUUCAACUUCUCUCUUAUUUCCAGACAAGUUUUAAAGUCAUCGUCCUCUGUGAGCUACUGAGAAGAGAGACGGGGAGGGAGGGAGGGAGGGAGGGAUACUGAAUGUUAUGGUUCUGUUUGGUUGUUUUCUGAUGUCGUGUUUUUGUAACGUCGACCUGUUUCUGUCACAUCUGUCGUAUGGUUGGAUAGUGUCAGUGGAGUUCAAUUUUCACGAUUUAAAAAAAAAGAAAAAGGAAAGAUUAAAAAAAACAAAAA
This is a messenger RNA of Acanthopagrus latus (yellowfin seabream), 3565 nucleotides long. Its product is annotated as homeobox protein Hox-A10. Bases 2039 to 3187 code for a protein of 382 amino acids. Gene Ontology annotation, cellular component: nucleus. The transcript is spliced from 3 exons. Gene Ontology annotation, molecular function: RNA polymerase II cis-regulatory region sequence-specific DNA binding; DNA-binding transcription factor activity, RNA polymerase II-specific. The record is from RefSeq and is a predicted model, not a curated record. Gene Ontology annotation, biological process: regulation of transcription by RNA polymerase II. Lineage: Eukaryota; Metazoa; Chordata; Actinopteri; Spariformes; Sparidae.